Messenger RNA from Salvia miltiorrhiza (redroot sage), 966 nucleotides. RefSeq names its product putative late blight resistance protein homolog R1B-13. Gene Ontology annotation, biological process: defense response to fungus. The coding region runs from base 1 to 966 and encodes 321 amino acids. Gene Ontology annotation, molecular function: ADP binding. Lineage: Eukaryota; Viridiplantae; Streptophyta; Magnoliopsida; Lamiales; Lamiaceae. The transcript has a single exon. The record is from RefSeq and is a predicted model, not a curated record.
AUGGCGGCCUACGCAGCCUUGGUUUCUCUAAUGCAUAUCAUAGACGACCUUGAGAGCCAUCAUUCCCCUCCGAUUUCUCUCGACAAACAACAAGUUCAAUCCCUCACUGAAAAUGUCAUGUUCUUGCAGGAGUUUCUCGAAGCUUAUAACUCCCCUGUUUCCGACGAAGCAGAUCCCUUUGAGAUGCGUAUUGCAGAUGCAGCUUAUGCAGCUGAAGACGCCAUCGAAUUUCAUAUCGUGGCAAAGAUUCAGCUGAGCAGAUCCACAGAAACCAUUCGCAGCCGCUUCUUCAGCUGCUUUCGAGCUGAGGAAGAGAUGAACCUGUUUCGAGAUGUGCAAAAUGCGAUACAAGAAAUGGAUCAGAUCAAGAGUUUGGCGAUGCAGAGGGAUACAGAGAAGGUGGUGAUCCAUGAUAAGAGGCGUAGCUUCGUCUCUGCUUCUUCUUCCACUGGGAAGAACAAUAGUGGCAUGGUGGUGUGGUCCGAGGGUGUCGUGAAUGGAAUCUUGGAAAGGCUCUUUUCGGACCAACGCGAACGCCAAGUCAUUCCGAUCACAGGAAUGGGCGGGAUAGGUAAGACCACUCUUGCCAAAACUGUUUAUUCGAAGAAAAUUAUUGAGCAUCGUUUUGAUGUUUGUGCUUGGACUACUAUUUCUCAACAAUACAACACAAGGGAAAUUCUUUGUGAACUUGUUUCUCAAGCCACUAAAAAAAGCAAGGAACAACUGAGUGAAAAGAGUGAAGAUGAACUAGGAUUAGAGCUCCACCAGUAUUUGUCAGGCAGAAGGUUUCUAAUUGUGAUGGAUGAUAUGUGGAGUAUCGAAGCAUGGGAUAGGAUACAACGUUUCUUUCCCGAAAAUGAGAAUUAUAGUCGUAUAUUAGUGACGACUAGGCUUUCCCACUUGAGUUCCCAGUUGAACGACAACUAUAGCCUUCAAAUGGAAUUUUUAGAUGAGGUUAGAAGCUAG